AUGGCUACAAAGUUGAAGGUGGUGAAUGGUGUGUUCCUCGUCGACAAGAAGGGGCUCUCCUUCCCGCUGAAAGAGGCGCCUUGCUCGCGGGACCAUGACGCCUACUACUGGAUGCAGCAGAUUCAUCGGCCUUCCAAAAGCUACCCCUACAUGUCAGUCUUUGAGGAGGAGCUCUUGCGGUUGCAUGAUGAGCUGCGGAACCAUCCGGGCCGCUAUGCAAGGGUCCUUGAGACGUGGCUGAAGCGCUUUGAUGCACAGCGCUCCGUGGUGCGCUUGCCUUCAGGGCCAUUGCUGCUGAGGGAAGGUGCCACCGUUUUGUGUGAGGCCAUGGAGUUUCUCAAAGCCCAAGAAGGCCACUUCAAGCCCAAAGUGAAGCAGUUGACGCCCAGCAAGGCGCUGUGCUACGGCUGCCAGCUGCACUGCCACGCUGCGGGCCGCUUGGGGCUGGACGCUCACGUCUCGCCCAGCCUGGUCUCGGAGGAGCGUUUCGCAGAGAUUUUGAGGACCUUGAAGGUUCGUGAGACGACGUCCACACGCCAGGCCAGCGUGGCGGCCCGCUCGACGGUGACUUGCGGGGCGACGAAGGAGGAGAUGACGGGGCCCAACGCCCGGGCGAGCGCAUUCUUGGUGAAGGAGGACCAGGUGGCCGAGAACUGUUGCUUCGGCCCUUUGACCCCCUUGGAGGCCGUGCUCAGCCUUGUGGUCGACGACGGAGAAGCCAGCCGUGGGCACAGGCGGAACAUCUUCGAUCAUCGGCACCGCUUUGUGGGUGUUGCCCACGGGUUGCACCUCUUCAGUGGCGUGAUGAGCGUGAUGGCCUUCUCCCCCAAGGAGACCUUGACGGAGAAAGCGAGCGCAGAACUGGACGGUCUCCACCGGGCGUUCCGUGGGCGGCUGACGGUGGCGGACUUCGUCGCGGGCGACGCCCUGUUGGACAUCGUGCGGCCGCGGAUGUGCGUGGGCUGCGGCGGCAUCCAGUUGGGCGAUGGGAUGCGGAAGUACCGUGGCCUCGAUGAGCAGGGUGUGGAGAUGGAGAACGCGUACUGUCAUCCCGAAUGCGAUGUGUGCCCGCAGUGUGGAGAGCGCCUAGAAGAGUCGGGAGAGAACCUCUGCACUCGCUUCACCAGGAAUGGCAUGACCAAGCGCUGCCACCAGCGCUGCAUCGCACAGGCCUUUGGCAUGUACUGCAAGCUGUGCGGCGCCCCGAAGAGCGGAAACUUCAUGGAAUACAACGACUUCAACCGGCCAGCCUUGGAACCCAUCAUGGACCUCAUCGUCGUGAAGGCGAAGGUGAAGACUCUGAGGGAGGGUGAUCUCCUGUGCCAUGCAUGCGUGGAGCCACUGUUCCAAGCACAUCGCAGGCGGGUGGAUGAGCAAUUAAGCGCACUGGCAAAGAAGCGGGAGGAAGAGGCCAGCAAAGUCUGCGUGGCUUGUGGAAAGCAAGUGAGAGGAGUUCCGGUGAUCUUCAACGGGGCGCUCUACCACAAAAAGUGCCACUCCAAGUGCCACUCCAAGCCUUGCGUCGUUUGCAAGCAGAUGAUCAGUGAGCAUGAUGAGCGCCUCAUCAUGGAAGAAGAGACACACGUUCACCGAAGGUGUGCUGAUCGAUUCCGGAAGGGACGUGCCGCUGGAGCCAAAGCGCUCUGCGGGCAGUGCGGCAAUGAGUUUUCGAGCACCUCACGGCGAGUGCAGGUGGAUGCUCUGUGGAUGCACGAGGAGUGCUACCAAAAGUCGCGCGAGACGCGCUGUCGGGUUUGCCGGGAGCUGAUCCGGACCGAGCCCCGAGUCUCAUGGAGCCAGGAGAGCACGGACGGGGUCCACGGAGGUUUGGAAGAGCCGCUGGAAAGGCUACCGAACGUGCACCCCAGCACUCGCCCCAGCACUCGGGAGCGCGGCUCGGCGCGGCCGUUGACGGCGCAGAGCCGGGCACAGAGCCGAGGGCAGAGCCGUGGCGCGGGAACGGCCAAAGCCAAGACGCCGCACUCCAUCCCUGGCAACGUGGGCUACUAUCAGCGCGCAGAGGUGAAGGGCCGAGUGAAGCAGCCCAAGUUGGACACCGACAUGGCCAAGCUCAAGGAGCUUUUUGCCUACUGUGAGGCCAGCAACUAUCGAGGGGUACGUGCCAUGGUCUCUCACUAUCCCUACCUUUUGGGCUUGACGGACGCUCACGGCUUGUCGGCGCUACACCAUGCAGUGAUGUCUGGAGAGCCUGCCUUCGUCUCGAAGGUCUUGCAACUCUACAGAGAUCCCAAGACCUUCUCCUUGAAGACCCUGAUUUACAGCACCGAGGAGGAGCUCUUGAAAGAUAUGGAGCUUGGGGUGCAGGUGGCAGGUGGCAAGUCGACGGAGGAUAACGAGGCCACGGUGAAGGCUGUGGCCUCUGGGAGCAAGGCGGAAAGCGCUGGGCUGAUGCCCGGCGAUCGCCUUGAGGCCUGUAGCGGUGCCGGCUUCCUGAGCUAUCGACAACCGCCGCCCUUGCACAAGAACGUCCUCGAAUCCUUGAGGAGCAAGUACGUCUCCUCGUCCUUCGGCUUCCCAGUGACCUUAGAAUUCCGCGGGAACGCGGCGGUGGAGAUCUUAGCCAAAGAUGGCUGGACCCCGACACACAGCGCAGCAGGACGCGGUGCUCACGGGGACAAACAGAUCCUAUGGCUGCUGCUGAACGAGGAGGAAAAGGCCCAGAUGUCCAAAGAUAUCGCAGGAUGCACACCUCAACACUGGGUUCAUAUCGAGCAGCGGAUGAGACGGCGUUCCAACCGCCGGCCCUUGAGCGCGGGGCCCUGUGGUUCGAAGCGCCUCGCGUCCUUGGUGAAGAAGACCGGUGACAUCCGGUGACCCUCCGGUGAAGACCGGUGAGGUGAGUGAUUUGCGUCGGAGCUGGCCGUCUCCUGAUCCCGGGUAUCUUUCUGCGAUUUGCAAAAGUGAACUCACGCUGCGACACACAGAGUGCCACUUUCCAGUCAACACAGGGGGACACACAGAGUGCACAAGGAAGACUUCACAAGACCCUGCCAUUGGGUCAAACAACUGGGUUGGUGCAAAGCACCAACACAGACCUUCUGCAUCAUGGCAGCAAAAGAGAGCCCAGGGGUCAAGACAAUCCAUUUUUCUCAUAUGUUUUUCAAUUCGUUUCCCAUCAGGGUGGGCCGGAGAGUCCUGUGGUCCUUUUGUGGUCCUUGAGAUCUCUGGUUGAGGUUUGGUCUCGUGGGGGACUGCUUGCCAGGAGGGUGGGCAAAUGCACAAGAGGUGCAGCCGGGCUAACUGGGGAAGGGCAGACUGGAGAGGACUGUGAAGUGCAAACCAACGUUCCGAACGUAGGAGCUUCCUGUGAUGAUUCCCUCAGUCUAAUCUUUGGAGGCUUUGUGACCUUUUUGAUCCUUUUUGAACAUCUAGCCUAAACGGACAAAAGAGGAAGUUAAAACAAUACCAACUAACGAGGAAUAAGUUUUUCCCAACCAGAACAAUUGAGAUGCAGAGGCUCCACUAAACAAAAUAACUAGAAAUUAGCAGAUCUUACAGAAGGAAGCCGGAUUUGGAUCGCAUGGGCCAACCAGGAAGAUUCGUGGAAAGCGCGAGGCUAAAGUCUGACCCAACUCCUGCCACGUCUACUGUAACGCUUGCUCUCUCGUUUUAGGUGCAUGGACUUGCUCUCGCAGGAGGACAAGGCAAAGAUGUUUGCCGAGACCAACAGCCGCGUUGAGCCCU
Messenger RNA from Durusdinium trenchii, 3705 nucleotides. The record is from the annotation of a GenBank genome assembly. Lineage: Eukaryota; Dinophyceae; Suessiales; Symbiodiniaceae.